Theobroma cacao (cacao) is the source of this 1871-nucleotide messenger RNA. Lineage: Eukaryota; Viridiplantae; Streptophyta; Magnoliopsida; Malvales; Malvaceae. The record is from RefSeq and is a predicted model, not a curated record.
AGGCUCUUUCGCCGACACAGAGCCGAACACAAGCUUGGUUGAUAACUCGAUUUAACUGUUAAGCUCUGUUCAUUGCACCCAAAUUCACAGAAAUUAGAGAGAAAGACACUCUGUGAUUGGCGCGAAAACCUAAAUGUUUCCUUUAUUUAUCCUCAAAACUCGAACUAUAAUUUUACUCUGCAUUGAUUUGCCCCUGGAAUCCCAAAUAGUUGCAUAUGGAAUCAAUUGCCUCUCUCCCUAAACGCCCAAAACUUCCAAUACCAUCCAACGAUGUUGAUCCUAUAGAUCACGGCAACAAAUCGAUGAAUGAUCUGCCAGAACCCGUAGUUCAUCACAUCUUCUCGUUCCUGGAAACCAUAGACGUGAUCAGGGCAAGCGCUGUGUCAACAAAGUGGAGGUAUUUGUGGACUUCGAUGCCUCACUUAAACUUUGAUUACCAAGCCGGUUGGUUAAACCCAUUACGUCAAGAAUUCUCUUCCACCAGAGUAUAUGAGAAAUUCAAGGAUUUUAUCAACUGGGUUCUAAUGGCCCACGAUAAAUCUGUCAACAUCCAAAGCUUUCGUGUCUCAUGCUUGAAUAAUGACGAUGAUCGUUCAUUAUACAGAUGGAUCAAAAUUCUAGCCCAGAAACAUGUUAAGGAACUUCAUUUAAAAGUCAAAUCUUACAAAAGGGGACCCUUUGCCUUGCCACGCUAUCUUCUUGCUCCUGAUUCGCUGGAGAUAUUAGAGUUAGAUUUGCAGCGAAGUGUUCUUAAGAUUCCUAGCGAUGUGGGUUUUAGCCGAUUGAAGUCCCUUCAACUAGUGAGAACUCAGUUGUUGGAUCAGAAUUUGUUUCACAAUUUUAUUUCAAGCUGUCCUCUGCUUGAAAAUUUGAGGUUGGAAGGGUGCCUGUUUCAUGAUUUUAAGGUUCUUGAUAUUUCUUUAAGGAAUCUAAGGAAAUUGUUUAUUGAUAAUCAUAUGUGUGGAGGUUCUUUUGAUGAACGCUUAAGGAAGUGUGUGUUCAAAAUUGCUUGUCCAAAUCUUGGGUAUUUUCAUUUGAAGGAUCCAUAUGCGCAGAACUUCUCUUGGGACAAAAUCCCUUCUUUGCUUCAAACAGCCACCAUUUUGCCCUGGGGGUGGGAGGACGCCGUACUCCACGAAGAGCUUGCUAACUAUCUGUUGAAGAUUCUUAGAGGGGUUUGUCAUGCAGAGGUUUUGAAACUAGGUAAGUGCAUUUUGGAGCAUCUUUACCCAGCAGUUGCUGAACCAAGGUGCUUCUCCACUACAUUUUAUAAUCUGAAGUCCCUAAAAUUGUUCACUGGCAUCGACAAAUGCUAUAUACGGUCAAUAAUCUACUUGUUGAAGUGUGCUCCCAACCUACAGCUUCUUUCAGUAUAUAUUGAUGAAGAAGAGUAUGACUGCGAUUAUCAAUGGGAGAUACCGGACGAGGCUAUUGCAUGUUUGACAGAUCAUCUCAAGAUGGUUAAGCUAAUCGAAGUUGACAAUAGCGACUAUGAGCUUGAGCUGAUCAGGUUUCUUCUGAAGAAUGGACAUGUCUUGGAGAAAAUGAGCAUCAUUUGGCCUAGUGAUCUCCAGCGAGAAACUCAGAUGGAGGCUAUCCAGGAGAUAAUGAAGUUUCCUAGAUCUUCUUCAAAUGUCACAGUCACAUUCUCUGAGCUAAAGGAAUCUGACUAUGAUGAUGUGUUAUGAAUAAUUGAGGGAAAAUUAUCUAUAACAGAUUGACUGUUGUCUAGAUCUAAUAUUAUAAGGUGUAAGUGACUUUGUGUGUUUAUUUUAUGGAAUUUAGCAAUGGUGUUAUCUGUGUCUUUGAUGAAAACUAUAUGUAACAUUUACAAUAUUUUCCUUAACAUUUGGUAGCUAUUGCCAUCUUUA